Messenger RNA from Sporothrix brasiliensis 5110, 2823 nucleotides. RefSeq lists its product as uncharacterized. The transcript has a single exon. Gene Ontology annotation, biological process: endoplasmic reticulum to Golgi vesicle-mediated transport; protein localization to phagophore assembly site. Lineage: Eukaryota; Fungi; Ascomycota; Sordariomycetes; Ophiostomatales; Ophiostomataceae. Gene Ontology annotation, cellular component: phagophore assembly site; TRAPPIII protein complex; cytoplasmic vesicle. The record is from RefSeq and is a predicted model, not a curated record. The coding region runs from base 1 to 2823 and encodes 940 amino acids.
AUGCCCAAAAUUCGCCAGACGUCCAUGGGUCCGCUGGGUCACGCCGGUGCCGGCGGCAGCGAUCUUCCCAUACGCGCCCGGCCGUUGCCACUGUCUCAGUCCGAAGCCAGCUUGCCCGUCCGCCGCAGCACGCCCAACUCCGCUGCCGCCUCGCUCUAUGCCUCGACCUUGACGCCGCCCGAAUCGCGGUCUAUGUCGCCCGUCGGUGGCGUCCGCGCCGGAUCUCCCGCCGGCCGCACACUGUCCAUGACGUCAAAUGCGAGCAUCGCCACCACCGCCUCGGCCUCCUCUGCCACCACCAUCACUGCCCCCUCUUCGCAACGCCCAUCGUCCUCUUCCUCGGCCGCCGCCGCCGCCACGCCCGGCGCCGCCUACGCGCGCUCCCUCCUCGACCUACCCGCCGCCGAGAACCCGGGCGACCCGCUCAACCUUGUCCUCAAGGCCUUUGUCCCCCACGUCGCUGUCUACUCGUCUAGCGACACCGACGCGCUCGCCCGCGAAAAGGGCUUCCCCAACGGCCUCUGGGAGCUGCUGCGGCCCUUUGGCGAGCGUGUCGCGGGCCGCGUGCAUGUGCGCGACAGCAACGGCGCGCCGCGGCCCUGGGACGACUUUUCUGUGCGCUUCACCAAGUUUGGCGACAACAUCGAGGCACCCGAGUCGGCCCAGGGCAUCAUUCAGCCGCCGACGAGCCCGCCGCCCCAGCUGGUCAACGACAAGCGCUUUCUCCGCCGCCAGCGCGGGAGCAGCAGCGUGAGCCAUACUAGCCAUGCCAGCAGUAGUGCCAAUGGUGGGCGCAGCCGGGCGGGCACCGCCGACGCGCGGAGCAAUGCGACUGCUGCGCGCAUCCCGAUUGUCGAAGCCAUCGUCGACAAACACCUCACCUACGCAGAGAGUGCCUUUUCCGGCCUGCCGCCACCACCGCCCACACCCGGCCAGGGCCCGCCACCACCACAGCAGCAGCAGCAGCAGCAGCAACAGCAGUACGACGUUGAUGGAACAUCUCCCUACUACGCGCUGUACCUCCGCCGCAUGCUGUCGGGCCUGCCUGUCGCCUGCCACGAGACGUUUGCGCACCCCGUGGCCUGCGUCAUUGCCAUCAGCUCGCGCAACCCGGCCCCCAUCCAGACCUUCCAGGAGCUGUACCGCGACAUCAGCCAGGGCGACCGCCGGCUGCCGCCGUGGGUCGACGGCGACUUUUUACGAUACUAUGUGCUCGUGCACGACGAGGAGAACGGCGACAUUGUGCAGUCCAUGGCGCUCUUUGAGAAAAUGAAGCGCAGCCUGGGCCUGCACUGCCACCUGCUGCGCCUGCGCAGCACCCAGAGCGCCGAAACAGACGACGACAGUCUGCUGCUGCCGCGCAGCGACUGGAUGACGGCCGUCGAAGAGUACGCCGACCUCGUACGCAGCGAAGCCUUUGACGAAGGCGAUGUAGCAGCGAGUGAAGCGGAGGGCGGCGAGGACGAGCAGGCAGGCGGUAGCGCGGCAGCAGACAACGACAUUGUCGACGACCCGACCACGCGGUACAUUUUCGAGUCCGACGCCACGGCCAUCCGCACCUUUGUGCGCGAAAUGGUCACCCAGUCCAUCCUGCCCACGAUGGAGCGCAGCGUGUCCCUGUGGAACGACCAGGUCGCGUCCAAGCGCAAGGGCCUGAGCGGCCGCUUCAUGAGCCUGUCGAAACGCUGGGCCGGCUUCGGCAGCAGCAACAACAGCAACAGCAGCAACGGCGGCGGCCGCGGCGACAGCGGCUCGUCCAACUACGACGCCGCGCGCGGCUACUACGGCGCCGAGGCCAGCGAGGCCAUCCUGCGCAAGCUCGCCGACUACGCCUUUAUGCUGCGCGACUGGAAACUCGCCAUGUCCACCUACGACAUUCUGCGCACCGACUACACCAACGACAAGGCCUGGAAGUACCACGCCGCCGCCAACGAGAUGUGCGCCCUGUCGCUGCUCAUCAUGCCGCCCAGCCUGUCCUCCCGCACCAAGCUCGACUCCAUCAGCAGCAUGCUCGAGCAGGCCUUUUACUCGUACCACACCCGCUGCGGCAGCGCCUACGGCGCCACCCGUGUUGUGGCUCUGUCCCUGGAGCUGCAGCGCCUGCGCGGCGGCGCCUUCGUCGACGAGGCCGUGCGCUGGGGCAUGCGGCUGCUGGACGCCCGCCUCGUCGGCCACGUCGGCGACCCGCUUCUGCGGGAGCGCAUGGCCGUCUGCUGCGCCACGCGCGCCGGCCGCGGCUCUCUGGGCUGGGGCACCUGGCGCCGCAAGUCGGCCUUUUGGAGCGUCCUGGCCGCCGAGGCCUGGGUCGCCCAGGCCAAGUACAUCCAGGCCCAGCGCUGCCUCAACGAGGCCCGCCGCAUGUACUCCAUGCUGCAGAGCGACGACGGCAUCAACGGCUUUGCCCGUGCCCGCGACUAUAUGGCCGGCCUGCAGCAGCAGCUCAAGCACGGCCUGCUGGUCGCCGGUGAGGCUGCGGCCGCUGCGGUCGCGGAGCAUGCAACGGAGGCGGGUGCAGACGUCGACCUGGCCGCAUCCACAACCACCGUCGCCUCGGCGAGCUCAGCAGCAGGCGGCGGCGAACCGGCUGAUAUGGCAGCAGCAGACCCCGAGACAGAAGUCGACGUCGAAGAGGUGCAGCUCGCCGCGGACGAGACCAGUCUCAAGAACGCCCGGCGACGCUCCCGCCGUGACAGCCUGCUGGGCGGUAGUGGCGCAGGACAGGCAGGGCUGGAGUCGGCACCACUACGGACGAGACGACUGUCGGCCGCGGCCGAGCACGAGGACGAUGUCGGCCAGGACGAGUCCGGAUUUGGACAAGUGUAA